AUGAAGUUCUCUCAGGCCGUCAUUGCCCUGGCUGCUGCCACCGUUGUCUCUGCUCAGCUCCCAGACGUUCCCCAGUGCUCUCUCCCAUGCUUCCUCGACGCUCUGACCACUGAUGGCUGCUCCGAGUUGACCGACUUCAAGUGCCACUGCUCCAAGCCAGAGCUCCCAGCUAAGAUCACUCCUUGCGUCAAGUCCAAGUGCCCCCUUGCUGAGCAAAUCUCCGUCUCCAACGCUGUCGUCAAGCAGUGCUCUGAUGCCGGAAGCCCCGUCUCCAUCCCCCCAGUUGAGGAGUCCUCCAAGCCAUCUGAGCCCUCCACCAGCGAGGCUCCAACUGGCAGCCCAACUGAGAGCACCCCAGCUCCUACCACCGCUGCUCCAACCGGCACUGGUUCUCCAUCCGGCACCGGUGCUCCAGGUAGCCCAUCUGGCACCGGCACCUUCACCAACACUGGUGUUCCAACCCAGUCCACCCCCAUCUACACCGGUGCUGCUUCCGGUCUCUCUGCUAACAUUGGCGGUAUGGGUGCUGCCAUUCUUGCCCUCGCUGCCUACUUGUAA
Molecule: messenger RNA, 558 nt
Organism: Nannizzia gypsea CBS 118893
Lineage: Eukaryota; Fungi; Ascomycota; Eurotiomycetes; Onygenales; Arthrodermataceae
Exons: 3
Coding region: 1-558 (185 amino acids)
Source: RefSeq, a predicted model, not a curated record